Messenger RNA from Vigna umbellata (rice bean), 1095 nucleotides. The record is from RefSeq and is a predicted model, not a curated record. Lineage: Eukaryota; Viridiplantae; Streptophyta; Magnoliopsida; Fabales; Fabaceae.
AUGCUUUUUGGGAAAGCUUCUCCCAAAUUUUCACUCCCGUCCCCGCGCCACCGCCACUCUUCCUGGGAUUUCCCUCUUCCAUUCACCGGAACCGGACGUCCAUGCACCACCGUCGAAAACGGCAACGCAGACGCCGUCGCCUACUUGCUCGACGCCGACGCGGACGCUACCGCGACGGCAGAGUCUCUCAUGCCACCAGCAAUCAGGUCGGGGAGCCUCGACGUGGUGAAGCUUCUGGAAGCUUCUGGUUGCGAAAUCGUGGAGUCAGUUCUGCACGAGGCCGCGGCAACGGAUCGAAUCGACGUGAUGGAGUUUCUGCUGAAGCAUUGCGACGAGAAGUUGGAGGUGGAUUCGGUGGACUCGGAGGGGAGAACUCCGAUUCACGUGGCGGCGAGGGAGGGGCACGUGAGGGUUAUCGAGUUCUGCGUCUCGAUGGGAGGAAACCCUAAUCGCGUGGACUGUAAGGGGAGGACCCCGCUCCAUUACGCGGCGUGGAAGGGACACGUGAAGGCCGUGGAGUGUUUGUUAGAAUGCUCAGACGUGAAGUGCGUGAAGGACAGGGAGGGGAGAACGGCGUUUUGUGUUGCGGCGGAGAGUGAAGAGUCCAACGCGCGCAGGCGUUUGGUGGAUUUGCUGGGGUUGGGCGACGCGCUGAUGCGUGCGGUGAGGGUUGACGAUGUUCAGGGCGUGAAGAGGUGUUUGGGGGAAGGGGCGAGUGUGAACGGGAGGGACCAGAACGGGUGGACCCCACUGCAUUGGGCUGCAUUCAAGGGUCGAAUAAAGAGCGUGAAGGUGCUGCUUGAACACGGUGGUGAGGUUGAUACUGUGGAUGAUGCUGGCUACACUCCCCUGCAUUGUGCUGCUGAGGCAGGGCAUUUGCAACUUGCCCUCUUCUUGAUCACUCAUGGUGCUUCUCAAUCACAUCUCAAAUCCUUUCCCUAUCUUGCAGCUCACCCUCUUCACUUUUUCGACUCUUUCCAAAAUCAGGUUUCUCUUCCUUCUAAAUCUAACACACUCAUGUAUCACUGAAUCCAAAUCUCUGUUUUGUGUAUAUAUUAUGUGUAGUGUGGAAUCUUCCUUGGUGAUUGCUUGGUU